Lodderomyces pseudojiufengensis is the source of this 3348-nucleotide messenger RNA. Its product is annotated as tyrosine/serine/threonine protein phosphatase. Gene Ontology annotation, biological process: protein dephosphorylation; nuclear DNA replication. The transcript has a single exon. The record is from RefSeq and is a predicted model, not a curated record. Bases 1 to 3348 code for a protein of 1115 amino acids. Gene Ontology annotation, molecular function: protein tyrosine/serine/threonine phosphatase activity. NCBI's taxonomy places the organism in Eukaryota, Fungi, Ascomycota, Pichiomycetes, Serinales, Debaryomycetaceae.
AUGUCAUCGCCUCAAACUAGAUCACCUUCGCCUCCGUUCAAUAAUUCAACAUUUAUAUUACCAACGUCUAUAAUGAGUUCACAUGAUCAUCAAUUCAAUAAUCCUAAUAAUACACAACAUAGGCAAUUAAGCCCACAGACUAUAUCAAGCUUACAUCAUCAUCAACAGCUGCAGCAUCAACAAUUACAAAAUCAUCAACAGAAUAAUCAUAGUCAUCAAAACCAAAGUCAUCAAAAUCAACCUUAUUAUUUACAUCCACAACAAUUACGUCUGCAGCCAACUGUUACGCAUCACAAUUCUUCCUCAUCCGCUUCACUGAUUGAUGAAGUCAGUUUUACCCAAGAAAAAAUAGAUAAGGAGUUACAAAUAAAAGAUCGAGAUAUGCCGAAAAAGGAAUUAGAUAUCGAACUUCAUACUUCUAUUAGUGCUGAAAAUUCAAAAUCCGUCAUAAACCUUUCGAAAAUUAAAGAAGCCAUAACUGAAGAAACUAACGAAAUCGAGACUUUAACACCGAAGAUUUCAAUUAACACAUCUAUUACACCCCCAACAUCAUCAUCAACUACUUCCUCGAGCACAUUAAAGUCAUGCAAAAGGUCAUCGUCAGCCUCGAAUGAUCUUUUGUACGAAAGGGAUAGGUUCAGAGCCAGAUUGAAAAGUUUCAAUGAUUGUAGUCAUUGUGAGGGGUCAAGUAAAGAUACAAAAUCUGAGGGUAAAGCAUGUGAAGUUUGUGAUGGUAUCGGGUUCAAAACAGCUAAACUUAAUAUGAAUCAUUUACAUCUGCUACAUCCGACAGAAUUAAGCGAAAAUGUAGAUGAUGUUACACAUGAGGAAGUGGAAAAAAAUAUAUUCGACUUCAAACAUAUUACAAUUCAAAACUUAAAACUUAUAUUUCAUAAAUACUUCAACUCAACACUACCCAAAACCCAAGACGUAUUUCCCUGGCUUCAUGGUUUACAUAAUGAUAAUUUCGCUCAAAAGUCAUUUUUUCUACAACAACAACAACAAUUACAACAAAAACUAGGUAUAAAUAACAACUUCUUUUUCGAUUAUGACUUAACCAAACCCAAGUCGACAAAAUUCUUAAUGAGUAUAAGUGAUGAAACUUUACCAAUACAACUACAUAAUAGUGUCAAGAUAAGUGAAAUACUACAGAAAAUAGAUGUCUCAAAACUGGAAAUUAAGAAUAUAAUAGAAUCAAUAUGGGAUGACGAAAUCAUAGAUCAUAAAUUUUUGGAUGUCUUGGUUAAUGAUUGUAUUUCGUUAAAUGUUUUACCAAUUUUUUUAAAUUUAGAUCCUGAUAGAGGUAUAUCAUUAAGAAAUUUUCAUAUUCAAGUUGCUAAAUUACUGACUUGUUCUGAUUUUGUAAUAUAUGGUUCCGAUAAAAAUAAAAUGAUGUCAAUGGCUAGAGUUUUGUGGCUAGCUCAAAAAUAUGACCAACAACAAUACUCGGUUGAAACAGUUGAAGAGAAAACGAUUUACAUUUUAGAUGAUGAUAUUUUAGAUAAUUGUGAUAUUUAUGAACAGUUAUCAAAUGAUGAAGAUGAUGACUCUAUAAAUGUACCAUUGAAGCAUUAUUUCAAUUUUUCAAAAAUUAAUCCCCAAAGGUUGAAUUAUAAAGUCAAGGAUCCUUCAUUAAUAUGGGAAAAUGAUUUCCAACUAAAUGAAAAAAUUGAAACCACUAAAAUGUCAACAGCAACUAAAAUAAAUCAAAAUGUUUGGGUUGGUAACUUUUGGGAUUUUCAAAUAAUGAAACAUUAUAUCAAUGUCAAGAAGAAGAUAGAAUCAAAUCACAACUCCAUCCAAAAAGAUGCAUAUAAUGAUCCACAAAAUUCAUUAAUUUUACAUAAGAACCUAAGGUCAAGAGAUUUCAUUGAUUUAUUGCCUAGACCCAAAUCAAAUUACAAAUUAUUUUUACAUUGUCAUUCUGAUGCAACUUUUCCUGAUUUAAAUGAAUUAUCAAAAUUAUUAUUCCAAUACACAAUUUCGAGUCAUGAUGAUAAUGAAGAACAAGAAAGACAUUAUUUGAAUUUCCCACCUUCUGGAUCGCUUGGAAUAGGUGAUUGUAAAAGAGAAAAUUUAAAUCUGAUUAUUAACACCUGUAAACUAAUUUAUUUAUAUUCUUCAUCAAAUAAUGACAGAGGAUUAAGUUCAUUAAUUUAUUGCUCUGAUGGGUAUACUGAAUCUUCAUUAUUUGUAUUUUGCUUCAUGAUUUAUUCAUUGAACAUUAGUUUGGAUGAAGCUAUUUUGCAAUUGCAUCUAAAAUAUGGUAGGCCAUAUUAUAUAUUCAAUAGUGAUGUUAUUAUAUUAAAUAAAUUGGAACCAUUGUUGAGAAAAUUCAGUCCUUUGAAUUUAGGUGAAAAGAUGUCUUGGUCAAAAUUAGAAGAAUUGAACGCUACUGAAAUCAACGAAAUAUUAUUGGGUAGACCUAAAGUUCAGAAUAAUACCAGAUUGGGUUAUAUUGUGAAUAGCGAUGAUGAGGAUGAUAAUUAUGGACAACACCAUGUUGAUUCUAGUGAUUUUGACACCAGUUCCUCGAAUGAUGAUGAUGAUGACGACGAUGAUGAUGUUUCAGAUAAUGAAAGUGAGGAAUCUGAAUUGAAAAAUUUUCAAAUUGAUUGGGUCAAAGAAGUCGAAGGAUCAAUUCCAUCAAAGAUUUUACCUUAUCUAUACCUUGGGUCAUUGAAACAUGCAUCAUGCUUACCACUUUUAAACAAACUAGGUAUUAAAAAAAUCAUAUCAGUUGGUGAAAAUUUACCUUGGAUUAAUGGUUAUAAAUUUCAAAAAUAUAAUAAUAUUUUAGUUGAUGAACUUGAAGAUCAGAAUAUUGAAUUUUUCAAUAUCAUUCCUAAAAACCCUAAUUCAAAAUCAAAAUUACAUUGGAAUACAACAAUUGAAACAAUAAUGAAAGUAAAUAAUCUUGAAGAUGAUGGAAUAGAUGAAUUAUCUCAACAAUUACCUUCGAUGUUAGAAUUUAUUGAAAAGGAAUUUACUAGAACCAAUGGUCAAACCAAAAUAUUAAUUCAUUGUAGAGUUGGGGUAUCCAGAAGUGCAACUGUUGUUAUUGCAGAAAUAAUGAGAAGGUUACAAAUUAAUUUAUCAAUGGCUUAUCUUUAUGUUAGAGUUAGAAGAUUAAAUAUUAUUAUUCAACCUAAUCUAAGGUUCAUGUAUGAAUUAUUCAAAUGGGAAGAACUGAUCAAAUUAGAGACUAAAAAUCAAUUUUUAAAAGGGCAAACAGGUGAAUCUGAAGUUGUCAAUUAUAAUGAUGGUAGUAUUUACUUAAGAGAGAUUGAUUGGUUUAUAAUGUGUCGUGAGAUAAUGAAGUUGAAUAUUCCAUAUUUGAAUAAUUAG